CCCCGCGUCGUACCGGAAGUCGCACUCCCGACGAGGCAGGCCAGUCUGCGGCUCCGGAAGUGGUCACGGGCCGCGCUACUUCCGGUCUGCGGUGGCCGGGGAGGAGGAGUGGCCUCGGGGGCUUGGGGCUGGCGCAGCCAUGGCGGAAGGCGGCGGCCCAGAGGGGCAGGCGGGGCCUGGGCCCGCAGGUCGUAAUCUGAAGGAGUGGCUGAGGGAGCAGUUUUGUGACCACCCGCUGGAGCACUGUGAGGACACGAGGCUCCAUGAUGCGGCCUACGUGGGGGACCUGCAGACACUCAGGAGCUUGUUGCAGGAGGAGACCUACCAGAGCCGAAUCAACGAGAAGUCUGUCUGGUGCUGUGGCUGGCUACCCUGCACACCACUGCGCAUUGCGGCUACUGCAGGCCAUGGCAACUGUGUGGACUUCCUCAUCCGCAAGGGGGCCGAGGUGGACCUGGUGGACGUGAAGGGGCAGACCGCCCUGUAUGUGGCCGUGGUGAAUGGGCACCUGGAAAGCGCCCAGAUCCUCCUGGAGGCUGGUGCUGACCCCAACGGGAGCAGGCACCACCGCAGCACUCCUGUGUACCAUGCCUCGCGCGUGGGCAGAGCCGACAUCCUGCAGGCUCUCAUCAGGUAUGGGGCUGAUGUGGACGUCAACCACCACCUGACUCCCGACAUCCGGCCCCCUUUCUCACGGCGCCUCACCUCCUUGGUGGUCUGUCCCCUGUACAUCAGCGCAGCCUAUCACAACCUACAGUGCUUCCAGCUGCUCCUGCAGGCCGGGGCAAACCCUGACUUCAACUGCAAUGGCCCUGUCAACACACAGGAGUUCUACAGGGGCUCCCCUGGCUGCGUCAUGGAUGCUGUGCUGCGGCAUGGCUGCGAGGCAGCCUUUGUGAGUUUGCUUGUGGAAUUUGGAGCCAACCUGAACCUGGUGAAAUGGGAACUGUUGAGUGCAGAGUCAAGAGGCAGAAGGAAGGUGGACCCCGAGGCCUUGAAGGUCUUCAAAGAGGCCAGAAGUGUCCCCCGGACCUUGCUGCAUAUGUGCCGUGUGGCGGUGCGAAGAGCGCUUGGCAAACGCAGACUUCAUCUGAUCCCCUCACUGCCUCUGCCAGAACCCAUUAAAAAGUUUCUACUUUAUGAGUAGAAUUAAGCACAGCGGCUGAGUGAAUGAGGAAGAUGCUGACUGCAGUGAGCCCUGGUGCAGCUCUGGCAUCCUGGAAACCAGGUCCCACUGCCCCUUCGUCCAGUGACUACUGCAGAAGAAAUGGCCUUAUUCUUGUGGACUGUGAUUUCACCUCCGGUGCUUGGGCCAGUGAACAGCCGAGAGGGUCACACAGAACUUGAUUUUGUUUUUCCUAAAUGUCUGUGUUGGACUUUUGCAGUUGUAUAUUAAUGAAGUGGACCAUGAGGUACAUGUGGGUGUUGGCAGGGCUGGAGGCUCUGAUCUCUAGUAGGGAAGACUCCUAGCAUUUUCCAGAACUGUUUUAUUUAUUUUUGUACUUUGUAGUUUAAUUCUUCUAUUAGACCUAAUAUCUAAAUGAAGAAGCAGUUUUAGUUAAAGAAAAAAGUAGGGAACAGAAAUGCAGUUCCUAGAAGAAAAAAAGGAAAUGCAGUUCCUGAACUUGCUAGUUAGUUUUCUCUGCUGCUGGGUUUAAGGGAGGUGUACAUUACACAUACACACGCACACACACACAUACACACACAUAUGUAUGUGCACCUCUUCCUGCUGUUCCGCAUUCUUUGGGUGGCGUCAGUGGUACCUGAGUCUUUGGGGUUCAUAGGCAGAGAGCUCUGCAGAGCAGCACCUGUCCAUGCAACUCCUGUGCCUCGUGUCACACCAGCAGGUGUUGUGUGUUCUCUGCCACUUCCUUUAGGGGAUACCUGGAUGGGGUGGGAGGAGGAGGCCCUCGUGGAGCCGGCCUAUUUGCAUCUGAGACCUCCUACAGCCGUCACUGCCAGGGCAGGUGGACAAGAGGACAGUGAGGUGCCAUUUUCCAUCCCUCCCGAAACUGGGUGCUCAGUUUGUCCUGGGGGAUGGUCAGGGUGCUGCACCUGUGGUUGCUUGAUGUCUAGUGGACGAGGCAGCUGUCUUCACUGAGGUCUCAGUGUCUUGGUAGCUGCUCAGCACCUGCUCAAGCUGUGGCUGUGACAAUGAAAUCUCUGUCAUCCAAAGUCUCAGGGCUGUGAUCUGUAGUGAUUUUAAAAUGAAGCAUUUUAAAAUGAGAUUCGGAGCUAGGGUUAGGCUUGCUGUGCCAUAACAGAAACAUAAUUUGUAGAAAUAAGGCAGACAUUCUAUUAAUCAUUUGUCGUUCUUUUGUGUGGGAGCAAACCAGGCAGUGGGGACCCUCACAUUGGCAGGCAGACCCUGUGUGCCUGGGUGGGUGGGCUUCCUGCUGGGUCCCUGAACUCACUACUGUCUGGUGGGGGUGCUGCAUGCAGUUGUGAGGGGAGGCAUAUUCAGUGGCAUGUUGCUCAGCGAUGAGUGGGACCUGUGGUGAGUGUGAGUUGCCUGGUCGAGGCCUGGGCUUGGCUCCAAGUUGCUCCUGAGGUCAGGAGAGCUUCCCUAGAGGGGAAGACUGGCGUGGCAGUGGGCUGUGAGCUGUAGGAGGGGUCUUGUGCUCCUUGCACUGUUCAAGGAAGGACUGGAACCAGAGCUGGACUCCUGCAAGGCCAGCAGCUCUAAGGAAUUAGGGCAGUAUUAUCCGAAGGCUGAACCACCUACAGGGGUCCUGUCACUGGAGAGGGUUCCCAGGCUUGGUAGCUGAUUUGUGGCCUUGGAGCGCAGUCCUGUUUGGCAUUCCUGGCGGCUUCCCUACUCUGCCUGCUGUGCUGCAGCUAGCUGUGCACUUUGCCUGCCAUGCGGUGCCUUCUGUGGGUGUCUGCGGUGAGGCCAUGAGGCUGAGGCUGGGUGCUGUGUUCCUGUGUGCCCGCCAGGGUGGGGCUGGGGCUGGGGCUGGGGCUGGGGCUGGUGCUCAAGCCCAGGCUGUUUUCCCUAGGUAUGGAGAAGAGAGGCCCAGCUCUGCCCUGGGGCUUUCCGGCGCUUGCCCAGAGCUGGUGGGGGACACUCCUGUCUCCCUGGUGUGUGACCUCCAGCAAGUCUGCCAUACUCGUUCACUGCCUCUCCGCUUGCUUCUUGGCAUCCCAGCAGCUUUGCUGUUUGGAUGCUUGUUUGAAACUUCACAGCUGACUGCUCUGACUCAGCCUGCUUUGGAGCUUGACACUCUUUUUGUUCUUAGUGCUGCUUGUUGUCUUUUAUUGUCAGAGGCAGGACACAGGGUCGGAAGGAGCUCUGUCUGUGGGAGCGCUUCACAGAAUCAGGUUCUGCCUUCCAGGCAGUGUGGCCUGCAGAGAGGGGAAAGCUGGUGGCUGAUGUGGCUGCUGCCUCCUGGCCCAGGUCCCGGAGAGGAGCCUGGUGGCACUCGGGGGACCCCGUCUGGGUGUCCAUCUUGCUGCUGUGCACGGAGGCGCAGGCGGGCCAGCUGGAACAACAGUGAUUCUUUUGGAAGUCAGCCUGGGAGUCUCAGGGGAGGGCUUUAGAGGUGUCUGAGUUACAUAGUUAUGUAUACUUUGCCUUGUUUUUUAGCAUUUUGACCGUACCUAAGUUGAGUCAGGACAUGCACACCUGUUAAAGACAGUAACUAGCGGCUUCCUAGUGGUGGCUGUUUCCGUUAUCAGGCUUUAGUGGCAUCGUUUUGUUUCCUAAAAGUUCAUGGAAGAAAGUGCAACACCCCGCAACAUGGUCUGGGCAGAAGACUGCAGUGCCUGGGCUGGGGUCUGCCUGGGAGGACAGGGCCUGGUGUGCUCAGCGACAGUGCUGGGACCAUGAGACAUGGCCUUGUGCCCGUGGGUGGCCAGCACGGGCAGGUGAGAAGAUGGCCAGUGUGGCAGGUGUUUCAUGAAAUCAGGGUUCCUGAGCCACAGCAAGGUGGUGUGGUGGCCACUGUCAUGAAGCCUGGCUGGCUUCUCUUUCCUGGCCACUGGCCCAUUGCUGCUUCCUUGGGGCCAUGCAGGUCUCUGGGGCUCCUGUCUCCCCAGCCUCUGCCCAUAUGAAAGCCGUUUGGAGAUUGGUCUGUUCACUGUGGAUGGAUUGUGGGAGGGUGGUGGUGCAGCCUGCGUCCGUCCCACCUGGCCCGGCUGUUUAUGGGCAGAAAGUGGCUCUGUGGCCUCAGCAGUGCUGUGCUAUUGUCACUGUCACACAUGUCAUUCUGGCUGUUCAUGUGUAGUACAAAGGUGGCUGUUUCCAGGUGGCCAUCAACAGGUGUGAAGCAGUGUGGUUGCUUGUGGAGGUGUCGCGCUGGUCUUUAGGCAGGACUUUUGCAGUGGGCAGCAUGGGAUGUACACAGUACCUUCUUCCAAGGGGAAUCCCCUGGGUUCUGGUCACCUCACCGUGCCAGGCACGGUAGCCUUUCCACUGCCUGAGGCACAGGAGCAGCGCUGAGAUCUGUGUGCAGAUGUCCCCACCUGCAGGGACCUUUGUCUCCCUGUCCCAUGAGAGGCAGCGGGUGAGGUCUGUGCCCACACAUGGCCCUUGGAGCCCAUGAUGGUUUGGACUGGCCACUGGGGCUGGGGUUGCAGGAGCCUGCUGCCCCACCUUCCCUGCCCGCACCUUUUGGCUUGGCCACCAUACUGGCUUCCUGGGGUCUGGUAUCCACCAACACAUGUCACCCUCCUGGAAGUACCUCUGCUGACCGCAGGAUGCCCCCAUCCCUCACUUCCUCCUCCAAAUCUGACUCCCUGGGUGUGCGAUAAAGUAAUUGAUGUAUAAACAGUAGUGGGGUCUGUGCCCUGUCCUGGAGAGUCUCGUGGAAGGAGUGGUAGACGUGGAGGUGACCGGGGCAUGUGGAAUGUGUAAGUUCUGGGCUGAGGAGGGAGGUGGGAACUCCUGUUGCCUUAAUGUGUCACCCAGUGUCUGAGAUGACAGGGUUCUGUUCUUUUUAAGCUGCUUUGAUUUUGAGCUCUCUCAGUACCAUGUAACAUGUACAUGUGCAUAAUCUGUGAGCGUGGUGUUUGUGAACGCAACUCUGUUGUGUGUACGGGUCAGUUGCUGCUGUCAUUUUGCUGCAGUGCUCCGGUCUACCUGCUGUGGCCUCCCAGCUCCCAUGGGCGCUGGGUGUGCAAGGUGCGCUGUGCACUGGGGCCCAUGUGCCUGGGGAUGUUGCAGAGGGCGCUGCUGCCAGCCCCAGGGUCCCCGUCUGCUUGGGUGGGGAGUGUGUUUGCUGCAGGGGCUAAGAGCAGCACCAUUGCGGCCCUCGUGUCCAGUUAUGAGUUCUCCAAAUUGUGACCGACAUUUUCGGUAUGUUACAACUUUAAUAAACUCUUUGUUCCCCUCUUC
Cavia porcellus (domestic guinea pig) is the source of this 5335-nucleotide messenger RNA. It is a transcript of the gene Asb1, whose product is annotated as ankyrin repeat and SOCS box containing 1. The record is from RefSeq and is a predicted model, not a curated record. Lineage: Eukaryota; Metazoa; Chordata; Mammalia; Rodentia; Caviidae. The transcript has 5 exons. Gene Ontology annotation, biological process: protein ubiquitination; intracellular signal transduction. Bases 140 to 1147 code for a protein of 335 amino acids. Gene Ontology annotation, cellular component: ubiquitin ligase complex. Gene Ontology annotation, molecular function: protein binding.